AUGACGCGAACGGUUGCUCUUAGACUACAUUCAUCUUUACGGGGCAUGGCAUUUGAAAACGGUGCGGCGUGCUCCGCCAUUCCGUCACGUUUAAUGUCGUCGCACACCGAAACAGAGGGAGAAUUUGAUGCUCGGUAUGAAGCAUUUUUUAACAGAGAGGAUAUUGAUGGCUGGGAGGUGCGCAAGGCAUGAAUGAACGACCUUGUUGGUUUUGACCUGGCACCAGAGCCAAAAAUUAUAAAUGCAGCAUUGAGGGCAUGCCGUAAGAUAAAUGAUUACGCCCUUUCAGUAAGGUUCCUGGAGCCCGUAAAGGAUAAGUGUGGGGGCAAAGUCGAAGAAAUUUAUCCAUACGUAAUACAAGAAAUCCGACCGAUGUUGGAAGAGCUCGGAAUCAACACUCUUGAAGAACUUGGUUAUGACAAACCAGAAUUACCAUUGCAGAGUGUGUAUGAUAUGUAG
This is a messenger RNA of Schistocerca nitens (vagrant locust), 459 nucleotides long. RefSeq names its product cytochrome c oxidase subunit 5A, mitochondrial-like. NCBI's taxonomy places the organism in Eukaryota, Metazoa, Arthropoda, Insecta, Orthoptera, Acrididae. Gene Ontology annotation, biological process: mitochondrial electron transport, cytochrome c to oxygen. The record is from RefSeq and is a predicted model, not a curated record. Gene Ontology annotation, cellular component: mitochondrial inner membrane.